Manduca sexta (tobacco hornworm) is the source of this 6622-nucleotide messenger RNA. RefSeq names its product integral membrane protein GPR155 (gene anchor). The coding region runs from base 119 to 2626 and encodes 835 amino acids. Gene Ontology annotation, cellular component: membrane. The record is from RefSeq and is a predicted model, not a curated record. The transcript is spliced from 15 exons. NCBI's taxonomy places the organism in Eukaryota, Metazoa, Arthropoda, Insecta, Lepidoptera, Sphingidae. Gene Ontology annotation, biological process: intracellular signal transduction; transmembrane transport.
UUUAUAAUAUGGAAACACUGCGUAUUUCCUGUCAAAUGCCAAACAAAAAUGUUUUUCUGGAUAGGGAUUGCUUGUUUCACUAUAAAUUAUUUCUAGAUACUUAUUACAACAAUUCAAAAUGGAACAAGAACCUCUGCUAGAAUUGGGAGACACCACUGCUGAUAAUUUGUAUCCAGCGUUGUUCCAGUGUUUUACAAUAAUCAUUUGCGGGUAUGUAGCUGGACGACUCAACAUUGUUUCGGCAACAGAAUCGAAGGGUAUUGCUACAUUUGUUGGUACUUUUGCUCUUCCAUGCCUCAUAUUCUUAUCGCUUGCUCGAAUAGAUUUCAGUGUUGUUAAUUGGACAUUCUUAUUCGCAAUAUUACUUGCGAAGGGUUUAGUAUUUUUUCUAGUCAUACUUGUUACGCUUCUUGUGUCGAAACCAUUGAAUUUGGGACGAGCGGGAAUAUUUGCUAUAUUUUGCACACAGAGCAAUGACUUCGCACUGGGACUACCAAUCAUAACCGCAUUAUACGAGAAGAGCCACCCGGAAUACGCUUUAUAUUUGUACUUAAUGGCGCCGAUAUCUCUUGCGAUUCUAAAUCCUGUUGCCUUUGUACUGAUGGAGGUAAACAAGCAGCGAGAAUACUCGCGUACUCAACUCACAGAGAGCGAAAGGAAGAGUUUGCACACGUUCAAAUUACUGAAACAAAUUGCAAAAGGCAUUUGCUUAAAUCCGGUCCUAGUAAUGACAGUUUUGGGUAUAAUAGGAAACAUAGUGUUCAAACACAAAUUAUCUAUUUAUCUAGAAGGACUAUUAGAGGUUUUCGGACAGUCGUUCUCUGCAUCAGCUUUAUUUUUGCUUGGGCUACGCAUGGUCGGACAAAUACACAGGUUAAAAGGACCAGCGUUAUUAUUGCCGUGUGUACUUAUUAUGGUGAAGUUAAUCAUCCUACCCGUUGUAAUGAGGGAGUGCGUGAGCUCAUUGAACGCGGGAGGGAACGAAUCCAAUACUAUUUCCCUCUCUACGUACGCAUUCUUGUACGGAACAAUACCCACGGCACCCGCAGUGUUCGUGUUCUCGAAUCUUUAUCAACUGGAAAUCGAUUUGAUGGCUUCGUCUAUGGUGAUAUGCACAUUCAUAUCAGGACCAAUGAUGUUCAUGUCCGCACAAGUUAUAUCUAUAAACAAAGAUUACGCGGAACAAUUGAAGAAAUUCGGCUUUGAUUUGUCGAUAGUAGCGCUGGUGGCUUCAUUAUGGGUGUUGCUGGUGUUUAUAAUAACGAAGAAAUACAAGAGAAUGCCGCAUCGAUUGACAUUGUGUUUAAUUGCUACUCAGUUACUGUUGGCUAUCAGUGUGAUCGGCGCUGGUUCCUACGACAAUAGUCCACCGUCAUGGCACUCGACCAUUGUACAAGCUGUACGAACAUUCAGCAUGUACUCAUGUUUACUGUGGACGUCUAUGCUCUCCGUUGGAAUGUUAAUGUUGCAAAGUCGUGGGCCGUGCUUCGUGGUGACUCUAUGGCCGGUGCUCGGAUUCGUGGCGUGGGGAGCUCCCGCCGUGAUGGUGGUCGUGUUGCUCGCCACCAAAACCACCAUGGACUUGGACAGUACCGCUGUUGACGCUAUUCGCCUUUGUUUACUCGUUUUCUGUCUAACUGUGACGACAGGUUGUCUCAUAGUAUACAUAAGGUUUAGGCGACGAAGCGCACAGUUCACUUCGCUGACGGCAGAUUACAGCUCGGACCAGGUGGAGGAAUCUAGCAGUCUCAUUGAUAACGCUCAAGGCUCGUCUUCAACGCAGUCCGCCUCCACGGAGGCUAAUGGUUCAGGUGGAUACGGAUCGAUAUCACCAAGUAGAUCUCCGACAAGAGCGGGUGCUACUAAUUGUUGUUCAAACGACCCGAACUGCGAAAAUGGGCUGACCAACUCGCAGGACAUUGAAGAUAUCGCCACUGAGAAUAAAGACUGCGCGUGCCCGCCGUCACAGAAGCACCGCUGCACGCAGGCCGGCGCGUGCGCGUACCUGACGGAGCUGGAGACGGCGGCGGGACAGCUCGGCCUGCUGCCGCCUGAACACUCACGUGGCCGCGACGGACAACUGCUCAAGCACACCAUGCUCAUCAUCGUCUACAACUUGAGCAUGUUUAUUGGUAUAACAUACACCACUUGGCGAAUGAUGCUGAAAGACGAAAGCGGAGUGUUCGUAGAGAUAGAGUUUUUGGACAUUGUUGCCAACUAUGGACAAGCUUUAGUUAUUUUUGUACUCUUUGGUCUCGAUCCUGGUGAAAUAUUGGUUCCUACUAUUAGAUACCUCAAAACUAAAUGGCAUGGUGCAGACACUGUAAUAUUACCACCUAUUGAAGAUCUGAGUUUCGAAACGAAGCAUGUUUGCGAUCAGUUUAUAACUCAUCAUCUUGAGCGUUGCAAAGAGGCUAUUGCGAAAGACACAAGGUGGCGCAUGCGCACAUACCGCGGCGUGUUCCGCGGCUCGUGCCUGGUGCGCUGGCUGGUGCAGGUGGGGCUCGCGCGCGACCCGCGCGAGGCCGUCGCCUACGGCCGGCACCUGCUCGACGGCAGGCUCAUCGCACACGUCACCAACAAGCACCACUUCACCAACUCGCCGUUGCUCUACACCUUCAACUGAACACCCCGCCACGACUACACUCGGCCGCCGUCGGUAUAACUAUAUAUGUCUAUAACAAAAUAUAUUGGGCUAGACUGUAGUCCAUUCGCGGUAAGAGAUAGUCAUUUUGUCAACCGACCGACGCGGCGACCCAUAACCAUUAAGAUUUCAUACAUUAAUUGUUUUUAACAUGUCGAUGUCAACUUGAAUUCAUAAUUUUAUGCAACUUUAUUGGUUAGAGAGCGUUGCUAGGGUUACGAGCAUAAUGGCACACAUUUUCUUAACGCAAUGGAUUAUAGUGUGAUUAAUGUAAUGAAAAAUAUGUGUAGUAUACCAAAACAUAUUUUUGUAAAUGGUGACUAACGAACGCGGGAACAUUAGUACCAAAUAUAGUUAAUGGCGAUUUCUAUAAACGUAUUUAACCGCUAUCUUAGAAUCAGCAGCGAAAAUGAACCAAUCUGGACUAUGAUUAUUUUACCUGUUUUUCUUUUGUGGUGCUCUGCGCCUCACCCUCGUUAUUCAGGACAAUGGAUUUUUACGUAUCUUUAUUUUAUUUUCUUUAUAUAUUUAUCUCUAUGUUGAAGCUUUCCUUUUAACAUUUUCUAUUAGUUACCUUAUUCUAUUAUUUGACCUGUUUACAAAUGACUUACUGUGAUGGGUUUAUAUUUUUUUACCAUUGAUUCUGUUAGAAUUAGAGUGUGAUUAUUGAAAUCAGCCGCCAAUUAUUUGUCUAUAAUUGGUACAUGCGCGCAGUUCGAUGACUUUCGCUUACAUUCGUAUCACAUUUAUACUUAGUCCUAAUAUUAUUUUGCUUCGUGUGCAUAAAACUAGGGGUAGGAGACUUUGAGCUAGAUAUAUUGUAUAAUUGAUAACACGUCACAAAUGUCUCGAAGUCAUUUUGGUUAGGGUCUAGACUACAUUAUUUUAAUGUACUAUUUCUUUGUAGACUGUUUAGUCUCGCAUCUAAGAGUGUUUUAGUUUUUUUUUUUUUUUUUAUUUUAUUUAGAUAUGUAUUGUUAUGGUCUAUUUAAUGUGUCGAAGCGAUACAAAUACGUAUAUUGCAAACGAAAUUGAUAUUUGAGUAUUUCUCAGAAUAAAUAUACGUAACGAAAUAGUUUUUACGAACUUUUAUUACGAAAUUUUCUAGCUCAUCAGUCUUUUUUUGUUUCAUACAUUUAUACUGAGAAUAUACCAGUCAGAAAAAUCGUUAUAAUAUUUCGUUACGUACAUUUAUUUCAAGACGUACUCAUUUAUUAAGAUAUAGAUUUUUUUUAGAAUAUUGAUACUACACUGUAUUGUAAGUUAUUUGACAAAAUAUAAUGUUGCUUCCUUUUAUCAAUGGACCAAUGAAUUAUAAUAGAUCUAUUUUGAAUAACGAACUACAUAUAUACUAUAAGUAGUUUUAUUUAUUUGAAAUAGUAAUUUUUACAUACCUAAAUGUUACCUGAUCUCAUAUUUUGUUGUUUUUAUUCUUUUGAGACUUAGUAAUUUGCUCUCUACCAUAACUGUCAUCAUGAGGUGUAUCGCACAUUAUCCGCAUUAAAUUCAAAAAUAUUUAAACAACUAAUGUAAGAGAUCAAUAUUUGAUCACAAAAAAUGUAAUUCUGUUGCUACUACGCGAUUUCAACUUAGCAAAAUGUUCUAACAUUAUAAUGUUUAAUGUUUUUGCUGUUAAGUUAUUUGUUAGUACCUAUUUAUGUAAAACAGAUCUGACGUACUUGAAUAUGUUACAAUAUAAUAUUAUAUGUAACCAUGUUAACACCGGUAACGACCGUUUUCUAUGAUGUGUUAAAAAUAAAUCUGUCUCAUUACUACAUAUCAAAAUUAUAGUUAGAAAAUCCCAAGAAAAACUAUAGUUACUAACUAAUUGGCACAAAAUUUAAACUCUUCCAAAUGUAGAUUAAGAUUUCUUGCUUAUCAUGAUCAUUUUCAUGACGUAAAAAUGUGAAGUACACAUGUUUGUAUCGUGUCUCUGUUGCAGAUAGAGAAUUUUAAAGUAGUUUAAUACUAUGUAUAAAGUUUUUGACGCACGUGUUAUAGGCGUAAAAUGGAUCAAUGUAUAAUUAGUGAAUAUAAAAUCGAAUUACCACUGAUUUCAACAAACGAUCCCAAACGCUUUUUCGAUGGGUCGGGAGAGUGGACCAAUCAGAACAAAGCUUUUUUAACGUGCUUACAAAUGACAUAUUUUGAUUGGUUCGAAGAUUAACGUUGGGAUCGCUUUUGAUAUCCGCCGUAAAGCUUCGUUAGACAAAUCAAUUAUUGCUAGCCAUAAUCGUCAGGACAUUGCUACCAAUAUUCGUUUUUUCAAUAUCUGCCAGGAGGGCUAGUACGACACAAUACGGCCGAGAAUAGCCUCGCUAUUUUACAUGUCCAGGCGGAAUAACUACUUUAAGCAGUAGUUGCUUACGAUUAUUGCUAGCGGUAAUUGAUCCGUAUAAAUGAGGCUUUGGAUUCGAUCAAAAGACAUGCUUGUUAUUGUUGUCAAAGCUUGGUGCUGGUGUAGAUAGAUUUAAGGCUGUUAUUGUUGCUGAGGUACAUAUAUUAUAUCUAUUUAUCUCCUACAGUGAAUUAUGUCACUAGAUUACAGUAGAGCUUCGAUUAUCUGAAAUAGUUGGGGAAUUAACCAGGCUUAUUCGAAUAAUCGAACCAUAUAUUUUUAUGUAUGUACCAAUAUAUCAAUAAAACGUACCUUUAUUAUAUGAUUUUCGUUUGUCAGAAUCGUAAAUAGAAAAUUAAUACAGAUAGUCAAUGUUUUACACGCAGUAAGCCCUUAAUUUUGCGGUCGAAGCGAGCGUAGCUGUCUGGAUAAGUGGUCGUUCGGAUAAUCAAAGCUCUACUGUAAUUAAUAGCUAUUAACUUUGGUGCACUUGUUUUAUUCAAUAGCUUAUCAAUUCCAUUUAUGCAAUGAUUUAUACCACUUUAAUUAAUACUUUUUUCUAGUCUGGAGUCUAACAUUUGUCGUCAAUGUAUCUAAAAUACAGACAAUAGGAUUAGAGCACUCAUUUUAAUAUUAUUUAAUCAGUGACAUAGAAUUGAUAUGAUGUGUGUAGGGACGCACACACUUGUUAUUUCCACACACAGCUAUGUGAGCUCCCAUAUAACAACACAAGCUCUACAAUGUGGAUAGCAAAAUGGGUUUGUUCUUUGGAGAAAAUCACAUAUUUGAAUCUAGUUUUUGAUUUUAGGUUGUAACUUAAACUUGUUGAUACAAUUUAAUGUGCAUGAAAAUUCAAUUUUAAGUCCACUAUAAAAUUGGAAUAAAAACUUAAAUAAAAUGUAAUGCGAGCCUAUCUUGAAAUAAUCGAUAAUAUAGAUACAACUUUUGUGAUAUUCUAUUAAUGACAAUCAUGUUUAAUACUUUCACCCUGAUUCCUAUGUGCACAAUAUUGGUGGGGUUACUUUCAAAUAUUAUAUGUGAUUAAGAUGCAACUAUAACUUUAUAAGUAAGGAAUGCAAAUUGUACCAGAAUAACUUACACAUGGCCAAAUAUUAUCUUCAAAACAAUUUAAUUAUUUCUAAAAAUAUUUAUCUUGAUUUGAUGAGGGCUGUUUAACAUCGUAUUGAUUAUAAUUUAAGUGUAUUUAAAAUAAAAAGAAAUUGUCAUUUGGUCCCACCUUAACAAAGUCCAAAUUCAAUGAUCAUAAGUAUAUAACCAACUACUGUAGUAUCAAAUAUAUGUCCUCGUGAAAUGAUCUCAGUAUAAUGGUACUAUUGUAAUUUAUACAUCCCAGAAUUUAUGACGUGAUUUUGAUUUUAAUAUUAUUGAAAGAUAAUUCAUAAUAUUUUAAUGUCAUUGGGACAAGCUAAAUCGCAUGUAAAAAUAUGUAUAUUUGCUACAUUUAUACACUUAGUUUGAAAUGUUAUCCUUUGUGAUUAUCAACUGUGUUAUUUUUCAUUAAAUAGGUAUAUUUUAUAAUAGAGUAUACAUUUAUAAACGUAAUAUGUUAAUCAUGUUACCAAUCAUGUUAUAAUUAUUAUGGAAUGAUUAUAAUGAAAUACAUUGUUGCAAACAUAAAA